Molecule: messenger RNA, 1879 nt
Organism: Spathaspora passalidarum NRRL Y-27907
Lineage: Eukaryota; Fungi; Ascomycota; Pichiomycetes; Serinales; Debaryomycetaceae
Exons: 1
Coding region: 206-1879 (557 amino acids)
Source: RefSeq, a predicted model, not a curated record
CAUAAUCAUCAUGGCAGUUUGUAAAAACCAUUACUAUUUUGAAAUGAGCUGAUGUUAUUACCAAGAGAAAACCAUAAGGAUGAUGGUGAAACAAAAUAUUUAACACAUUACUUGAUUUUUUUUUGAUUUCCAUUGAACUAUAUAAACUCGGUAAAAGACAUUGAAAGUUUCUAAAUUAUUUUGUUUUUCAUCAUUAUUCAACAACAUGUGGAAAUUGUGGAAUUUGUGGAUUUUUUUGGUGCUUCCAACAUUCCUGGCAGCCACUUUCAUACCAUUCGUUUCAUCUGUUAUAGAUUUUGGAAUUAAUCUUGGAGGUUCAAUUGUUCUUCAAAGUUCUUUGUUAUUCAAAAAGGAGUUUGUUAGUGACAAAAGCUAUGUUAUUGAAGCCAACAAAGAAUUGGAGGUAAAUUUCAAUUCAGAUUUCAAACUCCCAUUUAUAAACAAACAUGGCUUUACAGUUAACAAAGUAGCCAAGUUUCUGAUUUCGAAUUCAUUAUUUCAAAAUACCAAUGUGAUGACUAUUAAUGCCUUGCUUGGAGGUCAAUGUAUUAUCAAAGCACCAGUUUGGGAAAACACUGGUACAAUUAAAUUUAUCGGCUCAUCGAACAAGAAAGGAACCGUUUCCUUGAUAGGAGGUUUACAUGGCUCUACAGACAUUAAAAAUGGUGGAUUAAUUGAAUUUUUCUCCCAAAUCUACAUCCAACACUCUGGUAAUAUUCUUGGGUUAGGAUGUAUGUUUCUUAAUAUUGGUACUCAGGUUACACUUGAUUCAAGCUUCUCAGCCCCAGACCAAACUUUUGUGUUGGGAGCAAAUGCUUUGCUCCAUAUUAAGGGUCAUGGAUCUAAACAUCCUUACAAGAUUAUGAAUUUUGGUGCUGGUGCAAAAAUCCAAUUAGAUUUUAUCCCUGAUGCUAUCUCAUAUAACGCCCAAACUGGUAUCUUACUUGCAAAGUCUGCAAGUUUAUCUCAAUCAUUUUUCCUAGGAUUGGGUUAUGACGCUACCAAGUUUAUAAAAACUAUACUGGGUAAAAGCUUUUUUAUUGGUUACCAGGGUGAAUUUUCUUUCGGUAUUGGUUUUAAUUGCAAGGAUUUUAAACCACCAAUUGCCCCUCCAGUACCAAUUGAUCCACCCGAGCCAACUAUUCCAAGUGAAUCUGAGCCAUCUAAGACUGGUGAGGGAGACGUCGAACCAUCUAAGUCUGCAGCAAGUGAAUCUGAGCCAUCUAAGACUGGUGAGGGAGACGUUGAACCAUCUAAGUCUGUUGAAAGAGAGGUCGAACCAUCUAAGUCGGUUGAAGGAGAGCCAGAACCAUCCAAGUCUGUUGCAAGUGAAUCCGAGCCAUCUAAGACUAAUGAGGGAGAGGUCGAACCAUCUAAGUCUAUUGAAGAAGAAACUGAAUCAUCUAAAUCCACCGAAUCAAGUCAAAUGGGAUCAAGCGAAGCUGAAAUUUCUAGCUUUACUAAACCAAGUACAACAGAAUCUUCCGACCCAAGUGGACCUGAAGUAACUAGCCCAAGUGAAACAACAGAGAUAGAAACAGUGCCCACAGAAGCAAGUGAACAAACUGAGCCAUUUAAAACAGAAACUAUUGAAUCCAGUGAACCAACUAAUUCAAAUGAAAAAAGUGAGCCAGAAACUACCGAAUCUAGUGAUUUUAGUGAAUCUGAAUCAACUAUACCUAUUGUAACAACCGAAACCCAGACAACUGAACAAGAGAGAUCCGAACCAACCAAUACAAGUCAAGAAAAUGUACCAAGUGAUACAACUGGACCAAGUGAUCCAAAGAAGCCAAGUGGACCAAGUGAUCCAAAUAAGCCAAGUGGACCAAGUGGAUCCGAAACAAGCCUGGUGAAUCAAGUGAUCCAACAAGCCUGGUGA